Molecule: messenger RNA, 1428 nt
Organism: Owenia fusiformis
Lineage: Eukaryota; Metazoa; Annelida; Polychaeta; Sabellida; Oweniidae
Source: the annotation of a GenBank genome assembly
UAAGAAUUAAAUAAUAAUAUGGCCGCUGAAAAUUUUUGGGACAAUCUUCCAAGCGUUAUUAUUGUUGAAAUUCUCUCCUAUUUCUCGGUCAACGAGCGGCUUAAAGUAUCAACGAUAUGUAAGAAAUGGAGACAAAACUUAUUUCACCCAACGCUAUGGAGAAAAGCAACGAUAACACUCGACAAAAUGGAAACAAAAAAAUCGAAAAAACUUUUCCAGAUGUGCGGAAGAUUUUUCAGAGAAUGUGUUAUUGAGUUUAAUUCUGAGAGUCUUAAAUAUAUCAGUGACUGCGCCAAAGUGUUGUUAGCACUAUCAGAAAAUAGGCACAUGCAGACCUUGAUACUGAAACCAACAACGAUUGAUAUUUUCAAUUUGGAACUCAACCAAAGUGAAUAUCAGCAUUCGAGCCUUGGUUUACAAGAAAUGUUUGACAACAGUAUUCAAAAGAUUCUCGAAAACACAUCACUGAUGAAGCAGUUUUCUCUUGGCUACAUUGAACCUCUUGUUUUGGAGUCUCCUAAAUAUCUGGCCCAACUUUGCCGUCCCGUCUACAGCUUCCUAGAACACCUGAAUCUCAGUACGAUCACACAUGUGGACGACGACCGCCUACCUUUUCAUCUACCUGCCCAUUAUUUUGAGACAUUUGUGCAAUUGAAAUCUUUGGCUCUUGACUAUGAUCACGUAACAGAUGAGCUAUUGAAUGUCUUACAGUACAAUGGGAGGAGUCAAUUGGAAAAGUUGAUUAUCAAUGUACAUGAUGAUCCAAAUGGGAACUUCCAUAUUAUCCACAACAACAGCUGGCGAAAUUUGCGUGGUGUCAUUCCUGAAUUGAAAGUUACAUUGAACAUGCUACAUAGACAUACGAGUAAUGUCCAGAUUUCUGCCGUGGCAUCCAAUGUUGAUAACAUGUUAAGAAUCCUGAGACCUGCUAUGCCACUUGCCCAUUUGAGAAUGCUGAUGUGUGAGGAUAUCAACCCUGCAGCCAUUGAGUUCAUUGCAAUGCAUCACAGCUCCUCUCUCGAGUCAGUCUAUAUACUGGACUUUGUUAGCCCAACUGAGCAGGCCCAGUACGACAAUCUCAAUGAGCAGGAUCCUUUUGUAAUGCUCGCCUGGAAGUGUACUAAAUUGAGGAGUUUGACAAUCAUAGGGUAUGAGGUGAGUUGUGAGAAUCUCAUUGCGAUAUCUCGCUUACGAGGGAAGACUCUGAAAACCCUUGAUGUCCCUGAAUGUUGCAUCACCUCCUGGGAUGCUGAACAAGACCUUGACUACAGGGGCCUCACAUGGGAGAGCGUAGAAGAGAUCGGAAAUAAUAUUGGCAUGGAUGACUGGGAGCCAUUGUCAAUAAGAGAUCUGCCACAUGGAACUUUGGAGAGCCAUCGCUUCCCUAUUGACCUGGAUGUUAUGAAGAUACUCUUGCAGGAUUUCUAA